Molecule: messenger RNA, 327 nt
Organism: Loa loa (African eye worm)
Lineage: Eukaryota; Metazoa; Nematoda; Chromadorea; Rhabditida; Onchocercidae
Exons: 2
Biological process (GO): intracellular zinc ion homeostasis; zinc ion import across plasma membrane
Cellular component (GO): membrane
Molecular function (GO): zinc ion transmembrane transporter activity
Source: RefSeq, a predicted model, not a curated record
GAUUUCAUUAUUAGAAACAUUCACGAAGUGUUAUUUCAAUUCUUUCUAAAUAGCCUAUAUUAUAUUAUCGAAAUAUUUUCAACGAUGAUGAACGACGGAACUCUUUUCUAUGGUUUUACAUCGAUUACUGUAGUUUCGUUAUUGUCAUUAACUGGCCUUAUAUUUUUACCUGUCAUAAAAGGUAAAUGGCGAAAUAGAUGGAUGCAAAUAUUUAUUGCUUUAGCUGUUUCAACGUUAAGCUCAGAUGCUUUGCUUCAUAUUUUACCACAGGUAUUUCGUGUUUUAUUUGUUAAUAUUAUUCAGUGGGAUAAAGUUAGAGGCAAUUAA